GUUGAACCUUUGAUGAUGGAAGCUCUUGAGAAGAUUGAGAAGGAUAUUAAGACACCACUUUUAAGGAGUGACAAGAUGAGAAGAUGCCUGAUGUCAGGAAACAGGACAUCAGAAACUUCCACUCUUUUUGAUUGUGACAUCACACUUGACGACUACCUUCUCAAGAGCUACUAUAAGACUGCAUCUUUGAUUGCAGCCAGCACAAAAUCAGCUGCCAUAUUCAGUGGCGUCAGCACUACUAUUUGUGAAAAAAUGUAUGCAUAUGGCAGGAAUCUUGGUCUAUCCUUCCAGGUUGUCGAUGACAUGCUGGAUUUCACCCAGUCAGCCGAACAACUUGGCAAACCAGCAGCAAGUGACUUGGCAAAGGGAAACCUGACUGCUCCAGUCAUCUUCGCUUUGCAAAGUGAACCAGAGCUAAGGGAGAUCAUUGAUUCUGAGUUCAGUGACACGGAUUCGUUAGCUGCUGCAAUAGAGCUCGUUCAUAGAAGUGGUGGGAUACGGAGGGCACAUGAGCUUGCAAGAGAGAAGAGUGACUUGGCAAUCCAAAAUCUGCAGUGCCUUCCAAGAAGUGACUUCAGAAGUGCCCUUGAGAAGAUGGUGGAAUACAAUCUUGAGAGGAUUGAGUAGUGGAUUUUACUUGAAUGCUCCAUCAGGGCUCCAUCAGGUACAUAUCUCCAUUUGGGGUUUGGGGUAGUUUCCAUAUAAAUCUUUAUAUUCAGCCCCUUUGGGAAGAUACAUUUCACCGAAAAAUCAGAUGAAUCGCACUAUUUCAUACAAAUCUAGGGAUAGCCUUUGAGCAGGCCACUACUAUCAUGUUGAUUUUGUAACAGCUUGUGCAGAAUCAUAAGAAACCCUAGGACUUGACCGCAGCCCCUUGCGCCUACAUGUAUCCGAGCAUUCUACUUGGCAGUUCUUGUAAAUAAUAGAACCAUACAGUAACUUAGCAUUCUUUUUUGUUUU
Messenger RNA from Zea mays, 960 nucleotides. RefSeq names its product probable solanesyl-diphosphate synthase 3, chloroplastic. NCBI's taxonomy places the organism in Eukaryota, Viridiplantae, Streptophyta, Magnoliopsida, Poales, Poaceae. The coding region runs from base 13 to 627 and encodes 204 amino acids. Gene Ontology annotation, biological process: plastoquinone biosynthetic process; isoprenoid biosynthetic process. Gene Ontology annotation, molecular function: prenyltransferase activity. Gene Ontology annotation, cellular component: chloroplast. The transcript has a single exon. The record is from RefSeq and is a predicted model, not a curated record.